AUGUCUUCAACCCCUUCUAUCAAAGCGCUGCUCUCCAUCGCCGUCCAACUGGCGGAAAGUCUAUCGGAACGAAUACCAAAAUCGGGGUCUCUGCAACGCGACUGCAAACAAACUGCCAUGAACCUACGCACCUGGCGCACGAAUCUCCCGUCCGAGAUGGAAUUUCUACUGAAGCCGACAGGUGAUAAGGGCCUGUACAUGGCCAUAUUAUCGCCGCUGUCCGAAAUUCUCUGCAUUCUGUGCCAACUCAUCUGGACGACCCACGAGCUAGGCAAACCUCCAUCACUCGACACCGUCUCCCGCACCUACGAAGCGGAGCAGAAGAUUAAGAGUGCAUCGCCGUCAAUCAAGAAAUUCAUGGACGACCUUGGCGUAUGGCAAAAGCCGAAAAGGGGUCACGCGCCGCUCGCCGUCCUUUUCGAUCAGACGUCACGGAGUGACAAAGUCUUCACUUUCACGGAAAAGGCGGUGAAUGGACACAUGGGUGCAUGUUCCAACGGGCUGAUGGAACUGACCAAGAGGAUCGAUAGAGCAAGGAAACGGCACGUGGGGCUUAGGUUGCUGGCUGGGAAAGCGGCCUGA
Messenger RNA from Letharia columbiana, 582 nucleotides. RefSeq lists its product as uncharacterized. The coding region runs from base 1 to 582 and encodes 193 amino acids. Lineage: Eukaryota; Fungi; Ascomycota; Lecanoromycetes; Lecanorales; Parmeliaceae. The record is from RefSeq and is a predicted model, not a curated record. The transcript is spliced from 3 exons.